This is a messenger RNA of Asterias rubens (European starfish), 1230 nucleotides long. RefSeq names its product bolA-like protein 2. Bases 121 to 381 code for a protein of 86 amino acids. Gene Ontology annotation, molecular function: 2 iron, 2 sulfur cluster binding. The record is from RefSeq and is a predicted model, not a curated record. Gene Ontology annotation, biological process: intracellular iron ion homeostasis. Gene Ontology annotation, cellular component: nucleus; cytosol. The transcript has 3 exons. Lineage: Eukaryota; Metazoa; Echinodermata; Asteroidea; Forcipulatida; Asteriidae.
UCACUAUUAUCGAAAACAUUGCAGGCUGCAGCAGCAGAAAGAAGAAGGGUCUGGGUCUAGAAAUACGCAGAAUAAACCUUUCAAAUUGACACCAAUUUAUACAAAAACGAUAGGAAAGGCAUGGCAGCUAUUACAGCAGAGGGGUUGACAUGUAAGCUGAAAGAAAAUCUCCAAGCUUCACACAUUGAGGUGGUUGAUGAGUCGAGUGGGUGUGGAGCCAAGUUCAAUGUUGUCAUCGUAUCAGAUGUCUUCACUGGUAAACCACUACUACAGAGACACAGAAUGGUAAACGAUUGUAUAGCAGAAGAAAUGAAGACCAUCCACGCAUUCUCAAUGAAGACAUUAACGCCAGAGCAGUGGGAGAAACAACAGAGUAAAUGACACCGAGAACGAGGUCAAUAACCUCUCGUUAUGAAUGAGCAAAGGAAACAAUUAUUUGGACAUGACUGUGAUGCGGUGCUAGAGUCGUCUGAGACUGUUGGAAGUUUGUUGGGCUGGAAAUGUCUAUGGAUCAUCAGCCUGAUUGCCAAUUCCUGUGCUGGACUUUUUAACUCACAUCUGAACAGGUGAUCUGCAGGUUUUGGUGGGUUUUAUUUUUCAAUGCACUGCAAACUAAGCACUGCAAUUUUGAUUUGACAUCAAGAAAUGUUCAUAUCAUUCCACUUCAUCAUCAUCAUCCCCUUCCACCACAACCACAGCACCCCUAGCACCACGGAUAUACAUGUAUGUCUUCCACUUUGAGGUCUGCUAAGACCAGGGCCAAAUUUCAUGGCACUACAAAUCGGCUCUUACAUUUAAAGCAUAACAUUCAACGCUUACAUCAAUAGUAUUUUACGGGAAUAGCAGGGAAUUUUGUAUUGGGUGGGUGUGUACUCCACGCUACUACAUGGACUAGGACAUUCUUGGCUUUUACAGCUAGUGCUGUUUCAAUUCAGCAUGCUUUCCAGCCAAAUCACAAAGGGUUGAACAAUCCUAGGGAGAACCCAUGUGGUCCAUAUAUGGGUAUAAUAGAAUUGAAGCAUAAUUUUAUAUUAUUGUCUGGUAUUGUAGGCCUUCUGACUUGUUUGGCGCUUGCACAGUAAGCCGAAAAUGGUGAUCGUGAGCACCUAAUGUAUUAACUAAAACAAGAAAGACUCGUGGGUCAAACGGCAGGCCAUUAAGGGCAGUGGACACUAUUGGUAAUUACUCAAAAUAAUUAUUAGCAUAAAACCUUACUUGGUAACCAGUAAU